Molecule: messenger RNA, 2769 nt
Organism: Musa acuminata AAA Group (dessert banana)
Lineage: Eukaryota; Viridiplantae; Streptophyta; Magnoliopsida; Zingiberales; Musaceae
Product: probable leucine-rich repeat receptor-like protein kinase At1g35710
Exons: 1
Coding region: 1-2769 (922 amino acids)
Molecular function (GO): protein binding
Source: RefSeq, a predicted model, not a curated record
AUGGCCUCUUGCAGCAGAAGCACACACCCUGUGCCACCGCACUACUCUUUCGGGCUUUGGCUUACGAGCAUUCUUUUGUUCACGGAGGCAACAACGCCGACGACGAAGGGGUGCGUAGAGGGCGAGAGGGACGCCCUCCUCGACUUCAAAACCGGCAUCGUCAAGGAUCCUUCCAGCCGUUUGUCAUCAUGGCGAGGCCGAGUAGACUGCUGCAGAUGGAGCGGGGUGGUCUGUGACAACAGAACCGGCCAUGUCGUGGAGCUCAACCUCCAUAAUUCAGACCCUAAUUACAGUGAGACGUCUAUCGGAGGUGAGAUCAGACCAUCCUUGCUCCUGCUAACUCAUUUGGAGCGUCUCAACCUCAGCCACAAUGACUUCGGUGGGAUCCAAAUCCCGAAAUUUUUGGGUUCCCUUACCAAGUUGACGUAUCUCGACCUCUCCUGGUCCAACUUCGGCGGAGCCAUUCCGCCCCAGCUGGGCAACCUGUCCAGCCUCCGCUCGCUCGGUCUCCAUUCGUAUGGCUUAUCGAGCGAUCGCCUGCACUGGCUCUCGCGUCUCUCUUCCUUGAGAUACCUCGACAUGAGCGGUGUGAACCUUUCCAUAGCCUCCCACGAUUGGCUUCACUCAAUGAACAUGUUGUCCUCACUGGAGGAGCUACAUUUACCAUACUGUUGCCUCACCGACCUCCCCUCUUCUCUUUCCCAUGUCAACCUCACAGCACUGGCCACUCUCGAUCUCCGUGGCAACCACUUCAACUCCACCUUCCCCGACUGGCUAUGGAAACUCCACAACCUCUCUUAUCUUGAUCUCAGUUUUUCUAUGUUUCAUGGUGCCAUAUCUGCUGGGAUUGGAAAUUUGACUGGUCUAAGAGAACUUCAUCUGAGUGAUAAUUCACUUUCAGGUCCCGUGCCCAUUGAGAUUGGAAUUUGUAAUAGUCUAAAACUUAUCGAUCUGAGUGAUAAUUCACUCUUCGGAGUCAUACCUGCUGGGAUUGGGAAUUUGACUAUUCUAGGAGUGCUUUAUCUUAACGAUAAUUCACUCUUCGGAGUCAUACCUGCUGGGAUUGGGAAAUUGACUAGUCUAAGAGUGCUUUAUCUUGAUCAUAAUUCACUCUUCGGAGUCAUACCUGCUGGGAUUGGGAAAUUGACUAGUCUAAGAGAGCUUUAUCUUGAUCAUAAUUCACUCUUCGGAGUCAUACCUGCUGGGAUUGGGAAUUUGACUAGUCUAGGAGUGCUUUAUCUUAAUGAUAAUUCACUCUUUGGACCCAUACCUGUUGGGAUUGGGAAUUUGACUAGUCUAAGAGUGCUUUAUCUUGAUCAUAAUUCACUCUUCGGAGUCAUACCUGCUGGGAUUGGGAAAUUGACUAGUCUAAGAGAGCUUUAUCUUGAUCAUAAUUCACUCUUCGGAGUCAUACCUGCUGGGAUUGGGAAUUUGACUAGUCUAGGAGUGCUUUAUCUUAAUGAUAAUUCACUCUUUGGACCCAUACCUGUUGGGAUUGGGAAUUUGACUAGUCUAAGAGUGCUUUAUCUUGAUCAUAAUUCACUCUUCGGAGUCAUACCUGCUGGGAUUGGGAAAUUGACUAGUCUAAGAGAGCUUUAUCUUGAUCAUAAUUCACUCUUCGGAGUCAUACCUGCUGGGAUUGGGAAUUUGACAAUUCUAGGAGUGCUUUAUCUUAACGAUAAUUCACUUUCAGGUCCCAUACCUGUUGAGAUUGGGAAUUUGACUGGUCUAGGAGAGCUUUAUCUUAACGAAAAUUCACUUUCAGGUCCCGCACCCAUUGAGAUCGGCAAGCUUUCCAACCUCACUAUUCUUUCUCUGUCUAGUAAUUCCCUGGAGGGUACCAUGUCUGAACUCCAUUUCGCUAACUUAACCAAACUUAGUGAGCUUGAUCUAUCCGAAAACUCCCUAGUCAUCUCAAUAGACCACAAUUGGGUUCCUCCUUUUCAACUCCGAUCCAUUAAACUGAGUUCUUGUAAGUUGGGUCCUACAUUUCCAAGAUGGCUCCGUUCACAAAACUCCAUUAAGGAUUUGGAUAUGUCGAACACAAGCAUCGAGGAUGCCUUGCCUGAUUGGUUUUGGAACACUUCUUCUUCUUCUUCUUCUUCUAUAAAUCUCUCCCAAAAUCAGAUUAGCGGCACUUUGCCUGAUUUGAUCUUUUCAUCCAUUCUUUACCUUGUCAACAUUAUAGAUCUUUCAAAUAAUAAUUUGACAGGAGAAAUCCCAAUUGAAAUUGGGUCUCUUUCAAUGCUCCAAACUUUAAAUCUAUCCAGAAACAAUUUUGUCGGCCAAAUUCCGGCGGCAAUUAGUGCCAUGAAAUCAUUGGAAACUCUGGAUCUGUCAUUCAAUAAGUUAUCCGGAGUCAUUCCUCAAAGCUUUUCGGCGCUGAAUUCUCUGAACCACUUGAAUCUGUCUUACAACAAUCUAUCGGGAGCGAUUCCAUCGGGGAAUCAACUUCGGACGCUGGAGGAUGCAUCCAUUUAUAUCGGAAAUGUCCAUCUCUGUGGACCUCCGGUGACCAAGAGUUGCUCCGACGAUCCCAACGUCGAUUCGACGGAAGAGGAGUACGAACAAGGAUCUCAUGUGCUGUCGUUUUACUUCGGUACCGGGCUCGGAUAUUUGGUCGGCUUAUGGAGUGUGUUCGUGAUCAUGCUGUUCAAGAAAGAUUGGAGGCUCUUCUAUUUUGCAACGGUGGACAAGAUGUACGACAGAACUUAUGUGGCAAUCAAGAUAAGAAUGCGAAAUUGGCAUGACGCAGCUGGUCGAACGUGA